AUGUCACCAAUAUUCGAGUCGAACUUUUCCAUACGCAGCAUACUCUCGAACGAUGAAGACAACAAGCCAAUCGACAUAAGACCGAAUUACACCUACUCCGCGUUGGUGACGAUGGCCAUACGAAGCAGCCCGGAGCAGAAACUAACAUUGAGUAGCAUCCAACAGUGGAUCGUGGACAAUUUUCCGUACUAUCGAAAAGAUCAACGCGGCUGGCAGUGCCAGAUUCGUCAUACGCUCACUACAAAUUCCUGUUUCAUGAAGAUACCACGUCCACCAAGCGAUCCGGGACGCGGAAAUUACUGGACCGUGAACCCAGAAGUUGAGUCUAUCAAGAAGAGUGCGUCACCUGGACAAGCGCAAGUCGUCACAAACGCAUUUGAAUCGAAAUACAACGUUAAUCAAGCAAUGGCACAGGGAGUACCACAUCCACAAAUGCCAACGGCUAGAUAUUUUCCAACUCCACAAGAAAUUUAG
Molecule: messenger RNA, 474 nt
Organism: Zeugodacus cucurbitae (melon fly)
Lineage: Eukaryota; Metazoa; Arthropoda; Insecta; Diptera; Tephritidae
Product: forkhead box protein I2-like
Exons: 1
Coding region: 1-474 (157 amino acids)
Biological process (GO): cell differentiation; regulation of transcription by RNA polymerase II; anatomical structure morphogenesis
Molecular function (GO): DNA-binding transcription factor activity, RNA polymerase II-specific; RNA polymerase II cis-regulatory region sequence-specific DNA binding
Source: RefSeq, a predicted model, not a curated record